This is a messenger RNA of Glossina fuscipes, 694 nucleotides long. RefSeq lists its product as uncharacterized. The transcript is spliced from 3 exons. The coding region runs from base 75 to 674 and encodes 199 amino acids. The record is from RefSeq and is a predicted model, not a curated record. Lineage: Eukaryota; Metazoa; Arthropoda; Insecta; Diptera; Glossinidae.
AGAGAGAAUGAGAGAGCACACAUGAACCUUUUACAUACGGAUUUCAGGUUAUGCUGAGGUUUAUCUGAAUUAAAAUGCAGCAGCAGACAGUCGAUAAAAAGAAAAUAAUAUUAAUACGUAAUAUACGUCAAUAUCCUGAUAUUUAUGAGAAUGAAUUUGCAAGUAAACCAUUUCUGCAUCGUGCACGCAAACAGCAGCUAUGGGAUUUGAUAGCAAAAAAGUCAGGUUUCACGAAAACUGAAGAAGCGAUCUGUAAAUGGCGUUCACUUCGGAUAUAUUUGCGUAAUCAUUUACAAAAUGUAGCCAAUAAGAAAUUAAGACGCUAUAUACCACGUAAUCAUAAUCCAAAUGAUAAAUACCUGCAACUCAAUGAUUGGCCAUAUUAUAUGGAAAUGGAAUUUCUGGUGCCUUAUAUAAAAGCACAAAUGAAUUCUGUACAAAAAAUGCAUGAACCGGAAAUGCGGGUUAAUCGGCCAGUUUGCACGAUUGUAAAAGAUGAAUUGCCCCAAUUAAUGGACGAAGAUAUGAUUAGCGAAGACUCGGAAGAAGAAAACAAUCUAAAGGAAUUCCUCAAUCUUAUGUUAAAAUCAAUGCUUAAAUUAUCGCAAUUCCAUCAACAACGAGUGAAAGAAAAAAUAUUAAAUGUACUUAAACAACAAAAAUUAAAAAUCUAAUGCUUCAUAUAGAUUAAUCC